Molecule: messenger RNA, 2232 nt
Organism: Hyla sarda
Lineage: Eukaryota; Metazoa; Chordata; Amphibia; Anura; Hylidae
Gene: PPT2
Product: palmitoyl-protein thioesterase 2
Exons: 9
Coding region: 541-1458 (305 amino acids)
Cellular component (GO): lysosome
Molecular function (GO): palmitoyl hydrolase activity; thiolester hydrolase activity
Source: RefSeq, a predicted model, not a curated record
CAGACAGGGAGUCACAUAGUGAUAGAGAGUCACACAAGGAGAGACAGAGUCACAUAGUGAUAGAAAGUCACACAAGGAGAGACAGAGUCACAUAGUGAUAGAGAGUCACAAAAAGGAGAGACAGAGAGUCACAUAGUGAUAGAGAGUCACACAAGGAGAGACAGAGUCACAUAGUGAUAGAGAGUCACAAAAAGGAGAGACAGAGAGUCACAUAGUGAUAGAGAGUCACACAAGGAGAGACAGAGAGUCACAUAGUGAUAGAGAGUGACAUAGUGAUAGGUGACAGAUCACAGCGUAAGACCAUAGAGAGAGAACAGAAGAGUGGCUAAGAGAGUGCUCCCAAGUACUCGUCUAGAGAGAGAUACAGAGACCUUCCAUACUGGACAGAUAAGAGACAGUCAGUGCAGACCCGGAUAAGCAGGAGAGAUCCAUGUGCAGUGGGUAGUGACUAUGCACUGCUAGGUGUCCAGGAGAGGACCCAGAAUGAGACAUCCGGAAAGAGUGCACUAGACCGAGAGACCGCACACAUCUGAGAGGAGAAUGAGACCACAGAGAGGAACGUUAACCAUGGCACAGACAUGCCGCCUGGCAGUGCCAACACUUUUCUUCUUUGUGCCCCUCCUGCUGUGGCUAGCAGGCCCCACGCACGGGUACAAGCCAGUUAUCUUGGUCCAUGGCCUUUUUGACAGUUCUGCCAACUUCAAGUAUCUGGUGGAGUUCAUCAACAAGUCUCACCCGGGCACCAACAUCUCCGUGCUGGACUUGUUUGACCACAGGGCGAGUCUCCAGCCUCUCUGGAAACAGGUCAUGGGAUUUCGGGAGGCCAUCUACCCCAUAAUGCAGAACGCAGGGAAGGAAGGCGUGCACCUGCUGUGCUACUCCCAAGGAGGACUGAUCUGUCGGGGGCUUCUGGAGACCAUACCAGACCACAACGUAGACACCUUCAUCUCAUUGUCUUCACCUCAGAUGGGCCAGUAUGGAGACACAGAUUAUUUGCGGUAUCUGUUCCCCACGUACAUGAAGGCCAAUCUGUACAGAUUCUGCUACACGCAGUUCGGUCAGAGCAUCUCCAUCUGCAAUUUCUGGAACGAUCCACAUCACCAUGAUAUGUACAUCAACAGCAGCGAUUUCUUAGCACCUAUAAACUCCGAGCGGCCAGAACCCAAUACGACAGAUUGGAAGAAAAACUUUCUGCGCCUCCGUAAGUUGGUCCUGAUUGGCGGUCCCAAUGAUGGCGUCAUCACACCCUGGGAGUCCAGCCACUUUGGAUUCUACGAUGAGAAUGAGACGGUCCUAGAAAUGGAACAGCAGCAGGUGUACCAGGACGACAGCUUUGGCCUCCGUACAUUGGACAAAAGAGGAGGCAUCGCGGUGUACUCUGUCCCGGACGUGGUUCACACCAUGUGGCACUCCAACGAGACCGUCUUUGAGAAUUGCAUUGAGAAGUGGCUGACCUAAUGUCAUUGUGCUGUACAAAGGGAUGAGAAGACCACCCCCGGUCUUACUCCAAAGUCCACGCACCAUGAGAAACUUCUCCCUCCCCCUAAUGCAGAUUGGCCUGGACUCCUGACACCUCAGUGUUCUUCUUCUCCUGUCUGUCCUGGUAAUGGUCCUCUGCAGUCCUUCCUGUCAUUCCAAGAACUUUGUGCUCCGCCGCCUUACUCCUCCCCAGACCUGCCAUGAACUAUAGGCCGUUGUGCAGUCCAGUCUGCCUCCCAGCAUUGGUCUUCAUUACUAUGGAAGCGACACAUGGGGUACUUUCUUACCCCUUCCCCUAAACAUGACUUUUUGAAAGGUAGAAUGUUUAUGAUUGUAACCUUUUAUAUUAACGGGGAAAAAAAGUAAGUUUGGGAAACCAUUUGCACAAUGAGGAAGGGGAUGGUGGAUACUUUAUGAUGAAGACACAGGGAUCCUCUACCUCUGCGCCUCCAGUCCACUGCUGUCACAUUAUGGGCUUACAGGGGGCUUUUUAUAGUACCUGCAAAGUGUCUGCUCACCCCACAGACCCCUGGGAUGGUCAUGGUACUAAAUAGUUGGCACUACUCACUGCCGAGGUAGACAAUAUGUGUGCUGAGCCAAAACUAUUCAAGUGUAUAGAUUUACAUACAGUGCGUUCAGAAAGUCUUCAGAUCCUUUUACUUUAUGUUGCUCCUUAAAGGGGUCUUCCGGCGCUUAGACAUCUUAUCCCCUAGGAUAGGGGAUAAGAUGCCUGAUCACGGGGUUCCCGCCGCU